GGCAGCACAGCACAGUCCACAGAGCAGCACUGCAGACUGUGCCCACCUGUGCCAGGAUGCCCGACGCCACACUGCCUGCCUGCUUCCUCGGCCUGCUGGCCUUCACCUCCGCUUGCUACUUCCAGAACUGCCCAAGGGGCGGCAAGAGGGCCAUGUCCGACCUGGAGCUGAGACAGUGUCUCCCCUGCGGCCCCGGGGGCAAAGGCCGCUGCUUCGGGCCCAGCAUCUGCUGCGGGGACGAGCUGGGCUGCCUCGUGGGCACGGCCGAGGCGCUGCGCUGCCAGGAGGAGAACUACCUGCCGUCGCCCUGCCAGUCGGGCCAGAAGCCGUGCGGGAGCGGGGGCCGCUGCGCCGCCGCCGGCAUCUGCUGCAAUGACGAGAGCUGCGUGACGGAGCCCGAGUGCCGGGAGGGCGCCAGCUUCCCUCGACGCGCCCGGGCGAGCGACCUGAGCAACGCGACCCUGCUGGACGGGCCGAGCGGGGCCUUGCUGCUGCGGCUGGUGCAGCUGGCGGGGGCGCCGGAGCCCGCUGAGCCCGCCCAGCCCGGCGUCUACUGA
This is a messenger RNA of Lagenorhynchus albirostris (white-beaked dolphin), 557 nucleotides long. It is a transcript of the gene AVP, whose product is annotated as arginine vasopressin. Lineage: Eukaryota; Metazoa; Chordata; Mammalia; Artiodactyla; Delphinidae. Bases 57 to 557 code for a protein of 166 amino acids. The transcript has 3 exons. Gene Ontology annotation, cellular component: secretory granule; extracellular region. Gene Ontology annotation, molecular function: neurohypophyseal hormone activity. The record is from RefSeq and is a predicted model, not a curated record.